AUGGCUGCGCCUCGGAUCUCUGCGCUAGCGGACGAGGCGCGGAGUCUCUUCCUCUCUCUCCUCUCUCAGGCGCCUCUGAGUUCCCUGCGCCUGUCUCAGCACCCGCGUUCAUCCUCCUUUCCUGUUGCUUCUUUCGCUGCCGACACAGCCUCCUCCUCCUCCUCUCGGGAUUCUCAGCAAGCCGCGGAGCAGCUCGAGCAGACGCUUUCAGCGAUCCUCACGAGGCUGGGGGACGGUGAAGAGCACUGGACGGAGACCGAGCGAGAGAUGCUGUUUGCGUCGCUCUUUGGGGGCGCGGAGGCGAGGCUUACUGAAAGAGAACGACGGAGGACGCCGCAGGGGACAACUCAUGGUGAUGCUUCAACCGCCGAGAACUUCGAGGAAAGAGACAGCCUUCUCGGUGCAAUCGAGCAAGCAGCCUUGCUCCAAGAACCGCCUGCUCUUCUGACAGCGAAGCGAACAGGCCUCGAACUCUGUCGACUAGCCGUCGAGACUUUCGGAGGGGCGUACAUACACACGAGGGCGAUCUCCUGCGUCCAGACGUCCUGUCUGCAUCUCUUCCGCGUCGACGCCUCUCAACAUGUCAAGCGCGAGGCCUUGCUGCUGCUGAAAGAGAGUCUCUUCGCUGCUGUCUCCGCAGCGUCUCUCCGCUCUUCUUCAAUCGUCUCCUCUGUCUCGUUUUCCCUCCAGAACAGGAGAGACAGAGCUCCCGGAUUCGCGGAGAUGGCCAGAAGAGGCGGGGACGCAGAGGCCAGAGGAGAACACAAAGCGAAUGAGAUGGAAUAUGGAGAAGAGACAGAGGAAGGAAAAGAAGAAGGAGAGGAAGGAGAAGAAGAGGAAGGAGAAGAAGAGGAAGGAGAAGGGAUUUGGAGAGAAAGAAAGAAGGGUGAAGAAGAAGUUGAAAGAAGAAUCGAUUUGAUGGAGCUGAUUUUGAAAGUGACAGGCGAUCUCCUCGAGAGGAGAAAGAUGCUUGGCGCCUCAGUGCAGGCAGCUGCUGUUCUUCUUCUUGGGGAACUUUCGUUUCUGUUUCCUUCCUUUUUUUGUCGGCACCCGCGAUGGCGAGAAGACCUUCUGCGAAUUUUCCUUCGCGUAGUUCAACCCUCCGCGACCUCGAAGAAAUUGGAGGAGUCUCUGCUGCAAGCCGCGCUCGAGGCGCUUCGCGUCUUCCUCAUUCGUCACACCGUCUGCUUCUUCGCUCUCCCUCGCGACAGCCGUCUCGCGCUCUAUGCUGCUGUCUCCGUCUGGGCCUCUCCCGACUCUCUCUUUGUCUCAUCAAGCGAACAUCGAGAAGCUUCGGUACCUGGCCACCGAGACAGCACACUGAACGACCCAGGCCAAGAUGUCAGACGAGUCUCCCAUCCAUGUCAAGAAGCGCUUGUCAGUUCUUCUCCACCUCCGUUAUCCUCUUCUUCUUCACCAUCAUCUCUGUCAUCAUCUUCUUCGUCUGGGCUCGCGUCGGCGGGGAGAAAGGCGGCGAGUGUUCCCUUGCGGCUCGCGGGGCUUCGCCUUCUCUACGCGCAUGCAGACGUUUUUCUGGAAGGUCUCGUCGAAGAUGUGACGUCUGGGGAGAGGCAGCGCGACAGCCUUCUUCUCGAAAGACAAGAGAGACUGAACAAGGAGGCGCUUUGCGCAAAGCGGACACCGGGAGAGAGCUCGCUUCCUCUCCAUCUUUCCGACGCCUCCGCGUCUCGUGCAGCUGUGGAGAAAGGGGAGAAGAGCGAAGAGGAAAACAAAUGGGACUGCAGCCUUUUGGAUCGUCUCCUUUUUGCUGCGACUGAAGGAUCGAAUCCGCGCCUCCGUGAAGCCGGCUUGUCUGCCCUCGAAGCUGUGACGAAGGCUCUCCUUGAAUUUUCCUUUCGCUCUUCUCUCCUCAUUUCAAGGAUUCCUCGCGAGCAACGCGGAAGCCGAAGACGGGAGGACACCCAAAAAGAAGAGGGAGCGUCGAAACGGGACUUGCUGAGGGGAGGUGCGUCAGGCUGUCUCGGCUUCUCAGAGGAACAUCAAGUCACUUGCCAGCGACGCCUUCAACGUCUUCUUUUCCAAGUUUCGAGCGGGCUUCGUCGCGCUUCAUUCAGUGUGUGUAAUCUUCCAGGUCAUAGGAUUUUCGCUCUCGAUCACGACGACGUCGCAUCUGCUCUUAGACAAUGUGAAGUCUACGGGCGUCUUCUUUCGCUCCUCUUGAACUCAGCCUUCUCCUCGUCUAUCCCGUCCUCUCUGACUUCCUCUCCUCGUGGUUCUGCUUCUUCCUCUCCACCUGCGUUUCGUUCUUCGUCUUGCUUGUCUUCUGAGAUGUUUUCUGCGUCUGCGUUUCCGAGUCUGCUGGCCUCGCCUUCGUCCUCGUCUGCAACUUCUUCCUCUCCGUUUUCUCCAGCGUCGUCUCCGUUCGCCUCCAGUUCGUCUGCCUCUCAUUUCCGUGAGUGGAGUCUCUGCGGGGUUCCAGACACGGUGUCUGUACACCUGGGCUUCGCAGGAGCGACGCGUUUGCUGCGCGUUUCUCGUUUUCUCCUCUCGGAGAUGAAGCUUCCCUCUUCGCGGCAGACGCCGCUUCCGUCCGGACAUGUUGGCGGGGAAACGCAUGCAGCGGCAAGCAGAGGCGCCCUCUCUCUGGCCAUGGUGGGGAUGGCCGGCAAGCAUGUCGCGGGGCUCGUUCUCGCCGCCUCGCGCCUUGCUUGCGGCUUUCUGCAGCUUCUCCUGGAAGAGCGCGUCGCACAGCGCGAGCGAAGCGAAACAAGAAGGGCAGCACAGCGCGGAAGAGGCAGAGGGCGCGACUGGUGCAGAGAAGAGGCACAACGAGGAGAAGGGACAGGAGGUAGAAGAAACGAAGAGGACGGAGGCCGAGCUGCGAAGGGCCGCCUGUUGGCAGAGAGGAGCCGAGAGCGGAAGAUGGAGACUGUGGCGAGAAUGAGGGAAAAGAGAGAAAGGAACGUGACGCAAGAGGCGAAGAAGCUGUGGGGAACUCUAGCAGAGACGACGCGCAAGCUAGUUCUCCUUUUCGUGCAGACAAGCGCCCUGUACGAAUCUGAUGAGAAAAAGGAAAGAAUCAGUCGAGCCGUGGGCGCCGCUUGUGCAGCGCUGGCCCAGGGGCGUCUUUUGGAAGAAACGCAAACUGCGGAAGCCGCAGAAAAUUGGAAGCCAGACGACCAAGAAAGAGAAGAAACAGAAGGAGAAGAAGGAGAGGAGGAAGAGGAAGCGGGAGGGGAGGAGGAAGGGAGAGAGGAAGGCGACGAAGAAGGAGAGAGAGAGGGAGAGAGAGAAGAGAGCGGCGACUCAGGCGACAGGAGAAAGAGAGGGCCGAUGACACCUGCAGAAGCGCCUGUGAAGAAACGUCCAAGGACAGAGAAGAAGCGCGUUUCGAGCUGGGAAGAAGUGAAAGAAGAAGCGGAAGAAGAAGAUGACGAAGACGAAGGGGAAGAAGAGCAGAUUCGUUUGUCAGCGGGGGACUGGCUUUCGGUGGUGAUCGAAGAGACAGUUUUCCUUGCGAUUGUCAGUUCGGAGGCGAGUGAACGAGUCGAUAGCGAAGAGGAAGGAGACGGUUUGUUGACUCGUCAACUCUCUGUUGAAGCCGCACAGAGAGGCGUCGAGGAAGAGACAACGGAGAUCGUUGUUCGAUUUGAGGACAAGGAAGGAGCGCGAACGCGAAGCAUUGGAGAGCUUUGGAGGCGGGCGCUGGCCUUUCUGAAAGCAGCAGAAGAAACUCCGUUUUUCGCCGAGGAGGCAGCUGCAUCCGAGGAAGCAUCAAGUGCCUCUUUCGAACUGAGAAAGAUGAACAUCAUGGAGGUAGAGGCGAGAAGGAACCAGAGCGGAGACGGGAGAAGUCGCUGGACCCCAGAGCGAGACGCAGACGCCAGAAGAGUUGAAGAAGGUCCUCGAGUCAGUGUCGCUGAGAGACGAAGGAGAUCCCAUUUCUCCCAUUUCUCUUCCUCGCCUUCUUUCGCUUCGUCGUUUCUCUCCUCAUCACUCGCGCGCUCUUCUCAGCAAGUUGCAGAUGGCCUCCUCAGAUCUUCUCUCGGAGUGUAUUGUCUCGCCCUCGGCGCGGCGAGGCUUCUGAGCCGGACCCAGGAAGACUUCUUUCAACAGCUGAGAGAGACAGUUCUUUCCUGCUUCUCCGGAGAGGAGGCAGAGGACGAAAGAUCGACCUCUGCCUGGAGAACUGCCCCCUCGACUUUCCUGCCUGCCUCCCUGCUCUCCUUCGACGCACGACGCGUCUCCGUCCUGCGCUCCGUUCGGCUGGAACGCGAACCUGAGUGCGUCUCUGGGAAGGCUCAGAGCGCGCGAAGACGAAGCCGAGAGACUGCCGGAGAAGCCGGAGGCGGAGACAGCGACGAAGAGGACGACCCAACAGCAGAUGGAGAGAGAGAGACGACCUUGACCUUGGGAUCCCCGAGAACAGACACAGCAGCAGCAUCUGUGCUCGCAAGCGCCGUUGUUGAAGCGCAAUUUACAGCAAAUGGGAACACUCUGUCGCGCUUGGCCUUCCUACUUCAGCGCGUCUUUGCGGAGGAGACGAAACUUCUUCCUUUGCUGCUUCCCUGGGUGGCUGUCUUCGUCGCGUCAGCCUCCGCAGCUCUCGCCGACGGGGAGCGGUGCUCGCGGCCCUCGUCCUUGGUUGACUCUGUCGCUGUUCUCCGGCCGUUCCUUCUCGCCUGGAGAGAGGCAGAGCAGGUCGCGUUUCUUCUCCACGAAUGUCCAGAGAGGGAACACUCGACGCAGCGCCGAAGCUGCACCUCCUCGCCCUGCUCAGCUUCUUCCCUUGCCUUGUGCUCGGCUUCGGCUUCGUCUCCUUCUUCCUCGUCUCCGUCCUGUCCUUCGUCUCCUUCUUCCUCGUCUCCGUCCUGUCCUUCGUCUCCUUCUUCCUCGUCUCCGUCCUGUCCUUUGUGUUCUUCUUGGUCGACAGCCUGUUCUGCUUCGCGCUUCGCGUUUCCUUCGUCCGCCUCGUUCCUGGCUUCUGAAGAUCGGCGCCUUCGCAUGUGGAUGGCCUGGCGCGCGUCUGUGGCGCGUCGGGUGCGGGAGUUCUGGGUGGAAUUUGCAGGUGCAUGCGUUGAGGAGUUCACUGAGGCUGCGAAGGGGGACGAAGGCGAGGGUCCUGGUCGUUGUUUUUCGGGGGAAGCAGAUCAGCCGGAUGAAACGCAGUCGCUUCGAGCGUCUCUGGGUCUGCUUCUCGCUGCGACACCGACCGUUCUUUCAGAGCAGCUGUCUCUUCUUAUGCCUGUGCUUCUUCCUCGCGCGCUAACAGCAGGGCUGUCAGAUCCUUCGCUCGCUGAGAUGUCUCUCUCUCUCCUUGAAACGACGCUUCAUGCAGUCGACGAAGCAGUCGACAGCGAAGCUUCUGCCGCAUUAAAGCCAGCGUUGUUUGCGUCUUGCUGGCGUUCUCCUGACGCCUGUUCUCUCCCUCGUGGUUGUUCCUGUUUUUCUGCUCCUGCGUCCGCAGCGUGUGCCUCUCCUGCUUUUCUUUCUUCGUCGCGAUCCGCGGCUCCACCUGUCUCCCCCGGGUCUCCCCCAGAGGACGCGCUUGCGUCUUUCAAGGAUCUCGUCCGUUCCCUCCUUCCCCUUCUGAGGCCUUACGUAGGAGCAGCUGCAGAGGCGCAGAGACGGGCGUCGUCGAGAGAGGAAGAAUACCGGACUUCUGUGAAGCGUAGAAAGUUCCCGCGUCCUUCGUCGCUCUCGCAGGCUUCCCCUCUCUCUGCCUCGCCUUCGUCGGCGUCUUUUUUCUCUUCGUCGUCGCCUUUGACGUCUUCUGGACAUACCAGAGGAGGCGGCAGAGACGCGCCGGGAGGCGUUGGCGGCCGCGGCUUCCAGGGGGCUUCUCGGAUUUCGGUGAAUCCACGGGUGGACUUCGGUUUGAGAAUCUUGCGAUUUCUAGGCGAUAUCGGAGGCCUUCUCACCGAGUCAAGGCACUUAGGAGGAGAAAACAGAAGAGAAGAAACAAGUCUCUUCGCUUCCUUGACGUCCACCGAGGAAAGAGAUGAAUCCGCUGAGAAACGGUGGCCGUUGAGUCUCCGAGCGUCCCUCGCCUUUAUUCAAACAAGACAUCCGAGAUCUGCCUCCUCCUUCGCCUUUCGUAUCCACCGUCUGCUUCUUCAUCUGCCUCUCGCGGUCUUCCCUUCGUCUUCUUCUCUGCCGUCUGCUUCUCCGCUUCGUUCGUCUUCUUUCUUGUCUCUUGCUGAACGCCUCGGCGUAGCAGAGAUGCCCCGGGAGGAAGCCGAAGGAACAUGUGCGGUGGCGACGCUGCGGCUCGACGAUCUCCUCGCGAGUGUAUGUACAGCUGCGUUGGGCGCCACAGAUCGGCAGACCCGGGCGACUGCGUGCGAGCUCCUCUUCAUGUUGCUCUCCUACGUUCGCGGGCAGGCGACGCGUCUCUUGGCUCCUUUGAGAGACGAAGAGCUGCGCGCGAAGGGGAAGACGCAGAUUCACAGAUGCGCGCGCGCGUCGGCGGGCGAGACAACUCCUGGAGACUUGGCCGACCUCCGCGAAGAACAGAACCUCUGCCGACAGCUGGUAGCUGCAGUGUAUCGACACUCAGUACCUGCGUUGCUACGUCUUUGCAGCGAAACGAGGAACGACGCGCUCCCAAGAAAAAUUCUUCUUCCGCUUCUCCUGCAAAUUGCGGCAGAAGUUGCCGAGGAAAGCUGCAUGGCAUGGGAUGCCGAAAAUGGCCUCGACGACAGGCUCAUCGCUCUCGAAUCCGUUCUGCUGAGCGCGCUUACCGCCUCGUCGUCGACCCCACCUCUCCGUUCCUUAGCUUCUUUCAUCUUCUCCUCUCUUCUUCUCCAGCUCUUUGUGAUCGCAUUCACCUCCAGCGCUCUCGCUUCCUCUUCUGCUCUCUCCACCGCGUCUUCCUCCUCUUCGUCGUCCUGUCGAUCCGCGUCGGACGCGAAGCAGGGCGUCUGGCAGCGACCUGUAUCGGCGACGACGUCGACACGGGAGGCGGCGUCUGCAGCAUUUUCAGUGGUAGCCGAAUCGAGGCGGACGGCGCGCGCCGCAGCCGCUCUGGCUGUCUGCGCUCGACUGCUCCAGAGCCUUCAACUCGCGCUGCUCCUCCCCUGCGCUGCAGCGCGUCUCGGCGCGGCCUCGGUGCUGUCGCGCCUCCUCCCCCUCUUUCACCUGUCGAAGAACGCGAGGGAUGCAGAGCCUCCCCUCUUCAGAGAAUUCUUCUUCGACAGACUGCCCGAGUGGCUUCUCGCUGUCCUCGCAGCUCUCUCAGAGGAGACAAACGGAACACAGAAGGGAGAACAAGAAGGGGAGACAGAGAAGAGAGAGACGAGAGGUGCCGGCGAGGAGCAACGUGAGGCAGAGAGAACCGAGGAACGGAAGCAGAAAAAAGCAGAGGACGGAUGCGGGAGACGACCGGAAGAAGGAACGGUAAAUGCCUCCAGGGAUCAAAGCAGAGAUAAAGCCAGGCAUCGCAUGGAAACUGCGGUGGAGAAGACAGACAGGAAUGGACUGAGUGCGCUCGAAGUUAGACGGAAGGUCGGUCUGCAGAGAUCCUUCGAGAGAUCUCUCGCUUCGCUUGCCGCCGGUCUGGCUUCUGCUCUUGUGAGCCGACACACACUGACGGCGAUUGUGUUUCUCGAACGGCCAGGAGCCGUCGACGACUCCGAAGGUCGCGAAGGAAAACGCGGAAGCAACGGAGACCAACAAGACAGAGAUGCUGGCGAGCGCAGGCGCACGACGGAGAGACAAGGCGCGAUGAAGCUGCUCAGCCUGGCGACCGCGCUGUGGCCAUAUGCGGUAGGCGAAUCGUCGCGAGUUUGUGCCUCAGUGGCGCGAGAAACGCUUGUGCAUUUAGCUGCGUUUUUCGCGGCCGAGCCGCUUCUUCAGAAGCCUUGUCAGAGUCCCGAGAGCCUCGAAGGAAGAGGAGAUGUCUCCGCGAAAAGGGGACAAGAGCUCUGUUUUGCAUUUGGAGGAGACACCCCCAGGUGGAAUAUGAAGGCAGAGGCUCUGCGGGCGCUCGCAGCGGCGAUGCGGAAGUUUCUAGGCAGCUCGGCGCAGAGCGGGAGAGACGCCUGCGUUCGCCGCGGAUCCCGACCUUUAUGUUCCAGAGCGUUUCACUCUUUGCAGCCGCAGGCGUCUCCUCGUUCGUCUUCAAGUUGCUCCUUUUCUUCUCUCUGGUCGACCCUCACUGCAUGCGCCGCCGUCAUGGAGGCAGGCGCAUGGCUGCUGACCUCCAGGUGGGUGUCUCCCGCGGACUUGGAAGAAUCGACGAGUGGCGAGACGCUUCUCGAGUGCGCCUGCUUCUGUCUCUGUUCUUUUCCUCGAUCGCCUGCCUCUUCGAAUCCUUCGUCUCCUGGUUGCCGCGCCUGGUCUUCGGCCGGUGCCUGUUCAGCCGUUUCUUCCAGUUUCCCUUCGUCUGCUGGCCCUUGUUCCUCUUCUCCGCUUUCGUCUUCAUCCUCGUCUUUGGCUUCCCGCUCGGGUGUCGCGGCGUCUCCUGAUGAGGCAGCGUCGGGAUUGAUCGGCUUGGACGACUUGCCGCAAAUCCCUGGUGCCGUUUUUUCGGCGGUCUGGAGUCGCUCCGCAGCUCUGCUUGCGUCUGGAAGCUGCGGACCCUCCGAGGCGCGUUUGCUCAUCGACGCGAGAGGAGCUGUUUUUUCAGCAUCUCUCCAGGUCGCUCUCCUGUUCGUCUCUUUGUCACCGCGGCAUCCAGCUUCUUCCUCUCCUCUUCUUCUCUCCUCUUUGUCGUCUCCGCUGCCUCCCCUCUCUCAGUCCUUGACGUUCUCUUCGCGGACAGGCGCGGACUCUGAGGGAGGACCAGACCGAGAGCCGCAACCGGUUCUGACGAUGCGCCCUGGGGGUCACUCGAACCAUCCAGAAAAAGGCAAAGACGAGGAGAAGGGAGAGGCCGAAGGCGACAAAUGGCAGCACGCAGAAGCGAUGAAGAAGGAGAAAGGCGCCAGAGUGCAGGAGGAAGGGAGGGAGAGAGGGGAACCAUCCUGGAAAGCGCAUGCGAAGCAUAGCUGUGUUUCGUUUAACAAGUCGCCGUCGGUGUUGGGUGGAAGAGAAGAUAAGGUGCGUCUCCUCGCCAAUCUGUUCAGCGUCGUCCUCACACCACGAAGAAGAAUGUUUCUUCCUGACGAAGGAACGACUCGCGGACUGCUUCUGAGAGAUGCUCUCACUCUGCGAAGGCGUCUCCUCGAACUGGAACAGCAAGAAAUGGAAGACCGCUCAUCCCGAGGGCAAAGGCUGAAGAGACAGCCGACUGCAGAAGUCGGAAGAGAAAAACCAACAAACGAACCGCGGAAAGGGAUGAGAACGCAGGAGGAAGUUCUCGGCAGAAAAGCGACGACAGGGCGACGUGGAAACGAAGACAGAGAGAGAGCGAACAUGCGUCGAUCCGAUACAGAAGAGGAGAGCGAACAAGAGAGAGAACAGGCGACACAGCAGGAAAGUGAAGGCGAGAGAGAUCACGAACCGUUUUCUGGAUUGGAGCAGGAAGCGAUAGAACUGUGGCUGGCAAGGAAUCCUGAGUUUCAUUGCUUUCAUGGUUUUCUUGAGAAACAGUUCUCUCCGUCGGCGAUGAUUGCGCAGAAAGAUGGACCUGAAGAGUUCCCGCAGAGUCGAGAAGAAGGCACACAGAAAUGUGCUCAGAUGUUGACGAUGAAAGAGAGAACAAGAACCGUCAGAGCACUUAAAGCCAAUCGUAACAAGGAUGGCUGCCGUCCUGGACCAAACGACCGGGAGGGAAAUCUCCUGGGCACGCUCCUGGUGUCUCUCUCUGUCCCUCCGUCUUCCUUCGAUGCUUCUUCUCCUUGUCCGCAUUCAUUUUCUGCGAUUUCGUCUCUGUCGCCAACUCCGCUGGUUGCAACCUCGGAUGUCUCGGAGGCUGUGGCAGCGUUCGCGACUUGGGUCGAGGGCCUGGAGGCUCUCGCAGGAGAGGGAUUUUGCUUUUUCGAAGCAGCUGCAUGCACACCGUUUCUCCGGAGUUACGCGCAUUCUCUGCGAGAAAGAGAAGGACAGCAACCUGCGGCGUCGUUCACAGGCUCAGCAUGCGAGAAGGAGCCUGCCGGCUCCGCUUGGCCAGGUGCGUUGUGCCUGGCGCUCGCAGAGGAAGUGACGCAUGCGCUGGUGACCGAAACGCAUGGAGGCCGGCUGGGGGACUCGAUGCCGGGCGCGGCUGUAUGUACACCUGGGGAAACGGCGGUCUGGCGCGACGCGACGCGGCUCUCGAGCCUUCGACUUCUCCUGCUGCAGCUCGCGUCUCCGUGUCUCUCCGCGAGACGCUGUGUUGGAGAGUUGGGAGAAAUGGAAGAGAGAACGGAGAGCACCAAGCAGCGUAGAGGGCGAGGGAGCGCGGAGGAAAUCUCUCCUUCGACAGGAGAAGGAAGCGAAGACAGGGAGGAGGUUGGAGGAGAUGUCGAGUCCGAGGAAGAUGGAAACGGGGAGAGAGGAAGCGGCGAACGCGAAAGACAAGAGACAAGAGCUGACGCAAGUAAAGAGACGAAGAGACAGAUCAGUGAACGCGUUGGAAGGUGUCUUUUCCUGAUUCUGGCGGCCCUCCCCGCCGACACGUUUUCUUCUCUUUGUUCUCUCGGCUGCUCAGCUGGCGAGUCGCUCGACGAAGUCGCGCAUCAAGAAAAGACAACGGGAUCUUCAAACCGAGGAAAGAGAGAAAGCAGGAACCGCGACCGUAAACAAGGUCCAGACUCGGAGGCAGAACAGGAGAGCCGGACCGCCAAAGCGAAGGCUCGGGAGGGACAGAGAACGCCACAGAGACGUCAGCGGAACGCGCGAAGAAAGGCGAACCUGGGCAGGGUAUACCCAUCACAUUCCUGGUCUGAAAGGACGCCUCGAUCGCGGCUGUUGAGCCUCCUUGCAACUCAUGCCGCCAGCGUCUUUGCGCGCUGUCGAGCCGGUCCUCCGCGCGACCGGGCCUCCUCCCGUCUCGGUGUCGCCUGUGCCCGAGAUCUCCGGCAGCAGCGGAACUCAGAAACGCCUUGCUUCUCUCUGCCUGAGAAUGCGCUCGCGACCUCCUCGCCGCUUCUCACCCGUCGCUUCUUCACCUGCUUGCAACGGCUGAUCAGCUGCAUCCGAGCAGCGGCGCCUGUGGAUGCCGAAGAAGCCGAGGGAGUAGGCGCUCUGCAAGAAGGCCUGGCGGGGAGGGGAGAAGAAAGAGACGCGAAAGGAGAGAGGAAUGGACGAGAAGGGAGAAGCGACCAGGCAAAGGAGGAAACAGGGAGAAUUCGGUGGGGAAAGAAAGGAAAGGAAGUCAGUGACGAGGUUCUGUUGGCGCAUGCGCUUUUACUGGGCCUCGCGUCGUGGCGCAGAGAGCGGGAAGGAGAGCGCAAGGAGACACUCUCAGGAGAUACGAAGGCAGGGCCAGAUGGAAAGCGAGAUGGAAAGCGACGAAAGGAAGAAAAUGAAGAGGACGAGAGGUCGGAACUCACUGAGACACCCGAGACAGAGGAAGAACGAGAACGCGCGACAGAUGCAGGGCGGACUGUGUCUCCUCUCGACGGUAAAGGUCCUCCUUGUUGUCUCGAGUUGCAUGCGUCUUGUCUGCAGCCUCUGGGAGCGUUGCUGCAGUCUGUUCGCUCGUGGUUGGUUUUUCUGUCUCUUCUUCGCUUCUCUCAAAGAGCACUUGAUGUACUUCUCUCUCUCGCGCGCCUGUCUCUCUCUGUUUCCUCUCCCCCUGAGGGCUCCUCCGGCGACCGUCCAACUCCAGGACGAUCCUCAGUCCUCAUUGGUGUCGGGUGUCUUCUCUUCAAUGCUCAGACGCUUCACACGCUCCUGUCGGAAGGAAGGGAGUUUCCAUCUGAAGAGACGCUAUCAUCGUCUCUGCCUUCUCGCCUGUGUUCUUCAUCUUCUUCGCCUCCUUCCUUGCUGUCUUCUUCUGUACCUCCUGUCUCUUGCGCGCGUACACCUUUUCUUGCGUCUUCCGCGGUCCACUCGCCUCCCUCUUCUCGUUGUCGGGAGUUCGCCGCUUCCGAGGAAGCCGACGCCGCAAGCGAAAGGAAGACUCUCGAAGAGGACGCAGCCGACACUGGUCCGGACGCGAAUCCAGAAAAAGAAGGCGAGCAGGGAAGCGUCGUCCAUGAAUCAGUUACAGAGUUCCUCCACCUCGUCGACAGCGCCGUCGCGAUUCACUUCCCCCUGGACUCCCGCGAGUUCGAGGCUCUCUUGACCGCAACGACGUCGCAAGCCCAACAAACGCAGAGUUUGUCCGGCCUGUUGCGGGAGCAGAGACAGCGACUGAAAGACAACAAGCGAACGGCUGAGGGCGCGCGAAUCUCGGCGGCCGCUGCCUUCCACGAGGCCGCAGAGACCGACUUGUUCUUCUACCUUUUCCUUCUGCAUGCAGUGAUGCAAGUUGCCCUCGACAGUGUUGCCUUCCUUCACAUCUGGAGGCCGCGGCUGGACCUGGAAGAGGCGUCGGCGUUGUGCGACGGUGCGGAACUGUUGCAUGCAGGAAAGUUCAUGGGAGCUGUACAGUUGCUUCAGUGUCUGUUUGCCUCUCUCGCUGAGCGCAGCCAUCUUCUCCAGGCCUCUGUCUUCCACUUUUUCAGGCGACUUGUACGGCGGACAGCCGCGGCGCCUCUUCGCGUUCGCGGGUCAGUCCUCCUUCUCUGUCUGUCAACGUUCUUUGCCUCCAACGUGGUUGGAUCUCAGACACCUUCACAGGCUUCUGCGCCUUCAGCCGCUUCGUCUGCCGCCUCGUCUGCCGCUUCGUCUGCCGCUUCGUCGCUUUGCCCGUUGCCGCGAGAUGAGGGAGAGGCGCAUCUCCGACUGGCUCUCAUGGAGCGCGUCUUCCUUCCUCUCCUGGUUCGCGAGCGCAGUGUGGAUUUGCAGGUUUUCCUCUGGAAGGCCUUCGCCUCUCCGCUCCUCGCGGUGGCGACGGUCUCGGGUGUACAGACAGCUGUCGCUCGUGUCUGUGAGAGCGGCCGCUGCGCCUCGGUCGCGUCUUCAGAGGCCGGGGACUUUUCGGCUCUCGUUCGCCAGGCGCGCCUUGUCGUGGAGACGGAGAGACGGCUUUCCAGAGGGCAAAAGAGACCGAGCGGUCGCGACGACGACGCAUUCGCGUUAGAGAGUAAAAGCGAGGAAAGGGAGGAAAUGGAAAAAGGAGCCUUCCUUGCUGCGCUCAGGUGGGCUCUCGAGAGAGUUGCAGUCUCCCUCGGGGUCCUGGAAGUUCUUCUCUGUAUCACGCCUGCCAGUGUAUUUCGAACUCAAGUCGCCUCCAGUUUCGCUUCUUCUUUUUCUCCUCACUCGCCUUCUUCUUUACGUUCUCGAGUCUCUGCUGGCGGGCGGUUGGGAUAUUCUGCCAAGGGGAAGGAAGCAGCGACACUCAACCGCCUGCUGGUGACUACCGCGAACUCAGCAAAACAGUUUCUCUCUUCUUCGUCUCUGCCGCCGUCGCUGCUCGUUUCGCAAUCUCCCUCUUUCCCCUCGUCUUUGUCCACAUCGUCUCUGGAGAAACUGAUCUGGCGGGUGCGCAUGCGCGGCUUCGGCUGUCUCGGGGCGGCGGUCUGCUUAACGCAGGCGAACGUUCGCCUGUUUUUGUCAUUCUUGUUCGACGCUUCUCAGUGGCCUCUCCUCGCGCCUCCGGGACUCGCCCACGGCGAGAUGAAGCGCGUCGGGCGUCUCUUAAACCGGAGCCGGGAGACUGGCGCAGAGGCAGAAAGGCAGAGACACACGAGAACGGCGGAGAGACAGGCAGAGGGAGAAGACCCAGUCGGCGUCUCCCUCGCGGGGAGGCGGCCGAGACCGCUCUACUCUCUAGCAGUUGAAGAGGGACUCGAAGAAGACGUAGAAACAGAUGAACUCGAAGAAGACGUAGAAACAGAUGGUGAAGAGAUGUCAUGUGUGGGGUCCGGCUGUGCGAGGCGGCAGAGGCGAGGCCAAGCUGAGGGAGGCGAAGCCAAUCAAUCGCCAUUCUCAGAUUCGCAAAAGAGAGGGGAACCGCAGAAACGAAUGGCAUGGAUGUUUCGACAAAAGCAAAAACAGACAUCGACUCUCUUUGACUUCAUCGCCGCCACCUCCUCAGCUGCGGCUUUCUCUCCUCGCUCUCUCUCGACCUCGUUUUCGUCUUCUGCUGCACUUGGUUCGCAUUCUCGUUCAGCGAAAGGUCUCCCUCAGGUGCUCAGUGGAACGCGAGAGCGGACGGAAGACAGCAGCGCCUCAUUGUCGCAGAACAUUCUUCUUCAGCUCUCUCAACGCAACGCUGUCGCUACGCUUGGACGCGCUCUGGCCUCGCACCGCCUCGCGGCUCUCGCGCCCUCGACAGCUGAGGAGCCGCCUCGCGAAGCCGGAGAAGGAAGAGAAGAAAGCACGAUGACACGCAGCGAGGAGCCGAGACAAGGCGCAACGCCUCCAAUUCUCUUUUCGGCCAGCGACUUCGCAGUCUUCUCCCAGCUCGCUGCCCAGUUCGCGUCCGUCGCCGGAGACCGAGAGGCGCAGAGAGAGGCGCAACGCCUGAAAGCGUUUGCGCGAGCAGAACGCUGGAGAGGCGCAAGGAGAGAAAACAAAGGAGAAGAUGAGACAAAGGAAGUCGAAGACACCACGCUCCACUUUGCUAUGCUCGGCUACACGGCGCUCUCUCCACAGGUUGCUGAAGCCUCUGGAGGGUCUCUGCACAUGAAGAAGGACUAUCUCGAGAACGACUUUCUUGACCAAUCGCCUCUCCUGCCUCUCCUCCUGCGGCUCGUCGAUGUUCUGCUCAUCCGGUUUCCGCCCUCGCUUCCCAGCGGCUCCGGCGAUCUUCUUUCCCUUCUUCGCCUCUGGAUGGAAGCCUCCGACGGAUCUUCUUCUUUUGUUGCUUCUUCUUCCGCGUCGUCUUCCCCUGCGUCAUAUCCCUCUUCCUCCGCGUCUGCUGCUCCUCACUCGGCCGCGUCGGUUUCUGCCGCGUCUCCGCAUUCUUCAUCUGCGCCUGUUCGGUGUGCGGGGAGGACGCCUCGGAGUGAAGAGUGGCGGUGGCAUUUUCGCCUUGUGCUUCUUCGCGUCUUCCAGUUGAGGGCCGAGGCUUUGCAGGUCGUCGCGCUGAAUAGAGAGAAGAAGAGUCUGCUCGACUUCGUCUUUGAGACCUGCCUAGACAGCCGGUUCGCGGUCGACGGAGUUCUGCACUACUUGCUCAGAGACGCCUGCAUUCUCCUCCUGCAGUGGCUGCCUCCUCCCGUCGCUGCUCAAAGUCUACCCGCCGGAGCUGACGUCAGGUGGAUGUACACCGCGGCCCAGCAGUUCGCCACUCGCCUCACGCCCGGCGACGCCGUGACGUUUUCUCGUUUUCUCCAAAUGCUCAUGAAGGUCGCGACUCACCCGCACCGCCGGUGGCAUGAAGUCAACAUCCGCCUGCUCGCGCUGCUGUUCAACCGCUGCGACUUUCUGCUGUCGCUCCGUGACCCUCUGGGGGCCUCCAAAAGCUGCGAGGAUAUCUCAAAGGUCCCCACCGUUCUCACCUUCCCUGGCCUGCGCCUCUCGCGGUUUCUGGUGUAUGUACACCCCGAGGCGGCCGCAUACACUGCAGCGUUUCGGCGGACCGGCUUCGCGCUGGCGGCGAUUCUUCUGGCGGCGCCGCAGGGCGCGUAUUACAGGGACAUUGUGACAGCGAGGCCUCUCCACUUCUUUUCUCUCCUGGUGCAGGCGUUUGACUUCCCGACUCUGCCUGUGGCGCGACAGGCAGCUGCCCUCGCGCUUGCUCUGCUCACGCUUCCCGCAGGUUCAUCUUCGGCUUCCUCUUCGCCUUCUCCUCCGUCUUCUCCUUUCUCUUCUGCGUCAUUUUCUAAGGUUCAUGUCGGGCGCCUGCGCGCGGCAGAGAAGCUGCAGGAGCAGCAGGCGGUUCUGCUCGUCCAGAUUCUUUCAAAGUUUUCAGAGAUGCUUGCAAACGAGAAGGCUCUGCUUCGAGGCGACCGGGUGUCCGUUCUCGGCGUCCCCCUUCCUUCUCUCUCACCUUCGUCCUCAGGCUCCCCCACUGCUGCGUCCUCCGCUUCUUCUCUGUCCCCUUUCCAGCGCGUGACCUCAGAGAGGGAGUAUCGUUACUUGUAUGACAGCCGUUUGUCUGUCCUUGCCCAGGACUUUGUGGUGCAUUUUCCGUUUCUCCUUCUCGGCCGCGACAGCGCCACCGCAGCGAGCGGCCGACGCCUCUUCCACGGCUUUCUGCACCUCCUCGCGGGUCUCGAGACGCCCGCGACGAGACGCGCGUCCCCAGGCCUUUCGAGACAAGACCGCAUGCAGAUCGAGCAGCGAAUCUUGGUUCUCCGGCUGGUGGAGAGAACUUGUAGUGCACCAGUCAGAAGCCUCUGGAAUGGAAGCGAGAGUGAAUUCGCUGGAGAGGCCUCAGGACACAGCGGGAGGCAGCCGGGCGGCGGCAGGGACCCUCGCCUCGAGACGCAGAGAAGCCAAGAAGAAGAAGAAAUGAAAGCUCUCGCCGUUCGAGUCGCGGUAGAGAUCCACCGGAGGGCCGAGGCGCUAACGGAGAAGAAGUGCAAGGAGGCGGCGCAUGCAGCCUCGCCGAAGCGAAGCCUCAGGGGAGAGCUGACGCAACCAGAGAACGAACGAAAGGGUGAGGGGCAUGGAGAAGGCGAGGCAGAUCAAGAGGAGAGAACGAAGAAGCGAAGCAGCCGAGAAGACGCAGACGUUUCUGCCAAGGAAGCAGAAAACGAAGAGGAACCAUGGACAGAUCCAGAGAAAGUCGACGAGCUUCUUCUCUGCUGGCAAACUGAACAGAGGGAGGCGGCAAUGAAAGCGCUAGGCCCUCUCUGGCCUCAGCUUUUUGCAUAUCCACCCGAAAUCAAGUCGGCGGCGCUGAUCCCUCUCCACGAGGCCGCGGCGUCGCUUCUCUUUUCUCUCCUCCCUUUUUUACCAGAAGAUCACGAGCCUCUCGCGGCCUGUCUCUCCGCCAUGGCUGCUGCGGCAGAGGCUCUCAUCAAGACGCUCGCGCCGUCGGUCUCCAGUGUCUCCGCGAGUAUAUCCUCUCCCGAUCCCUCGACUCUCUCCAUUCCCUCCGCAAGUCUCUCCUCGUCCACGCGCUUCCUCUUGCUGCACUUCGACAUCUGUGCAUGGCUCUACACCCACCAUGAGAGCUACGCGAACAGUGCGUACGUCAGAGACGUCCUUGUUCGACAUGUCCCGAUGUCUGCGCUGCAACGUCGCCAGAGGAGAUUUUUCUUCGAGACCACGAGAGAAUCGAUUCCGCCAGUGCUCCCUCCGUCUCCUCUCGCGCGCGCAACAGAGCUUCUCUCUCGCUUCCUCUCUCCAGCCACUGCUGAUUCUCUUGUGCCUCUCCUCGCCGACGCGAUCGCCAUGGCGCCUCUGCACCCUCGCCGCGGCGAAUCUGCACCUGAAGUCCCCGCCGAGGCGCAUCCUCUCCCGGCCUUGUUCUCGCCUUUUUUUGCUUCGUUCCCCUUCAAACAGGCACUGGCGAGUCGCCAUUCCUCUCCUCCUUCUUCGUCCCCUUCACCGGCUCGACGCCUCGUUGAGGGGCGUUCGGAAGUCCCCUCAACUCCCCGAGAGUCGCCUCGCCCACUCAGCUCUUGUCAAGGCCUUUCUUCUUUCCACACCGGCCGAGGGUGCCGCAGCAGCAGCCGUCUGUGUGCCGAGCUCUCUGGCGCUGCUCAGACGCUUUCUCUCCUCCAGACGCUCGCUGCGUCGCGCCGUCUCGCAAAGGAGAGAAGGGAGGCAUGCACAACUGAAAUGGUGGCUAAGGGCGCAGCCUCGCUGCAGGCUCGAGAUGGACCUGCGAACUUGCGCGAGAGAAGAGGAGAAAGUCAGCGAGGAACGCUUCUCCUCACUCUCUGUGCGGCGCUUCCUUCCCUCCUUGGAGAGUCCCUUCGGCCUCCAGUUGCAAUCGAAAACGGAGGCUCUCCUCCUUUGAACGUCCGGAAGAAAGCGGCUGAGAUCCUUUCUGGGAGCUCUGUCGCAGACUCGCGCGGCCAUGUGGGUGAGAGGCGCGGUGUUGUCGAGGCCAGCGACAAGGACGAGGACGAAGAAGAACUGAGAAGAACGGCGACGCUUGAGACUGCGUCCCAUCAACCGUUCCACUCACUUAGCGAAGCUCCACUGCAUGCACCUAUCGCUUCACUCGCCCUCAGGCGACUGCUUGACCUUUCGCUCUACCGGGGACCCUCUCUCUUCCCUACGUCUUCCCUCUACCCCCGACCUGCCUCGUCCUUUCCCCCUUCUUAUCCUCCUCCUUUUCCGUCUCCUCUUCCUUCUGCUUUCUCGUCUGCUUCGUUCUUGGAUUCUGUUUCCUCAGCCACCGCAGCAGCCCGUCCAGCUGGCGGAAGGUCCCGCGAGGCCUCCGGCGCCUCCUCCGCGAAGGCGGCUGCCAUCGCAGAGCGCAUGCGUCGAUCGCACGACCGUCGGCGAGCUCAGGAGAGGCGCGCGGCCGAGAGAAGAGGCGAGCGAGGCACAGUGUUUCUCCUGAUGCCUCGGCGGGUACCCCGUUCAGUGAGUUUGCCAGACGCGGUCGGGACGUCAUUCGGCGAAUGCGAAGAAGAGACUGUCUCCGCCGUCUCCGUCGAGGCUCUUCUGAGCUGCGCAGCGUGGUUGUGUCGUCUCGACUCCUCCUUCGCUUCUCAAUUUACUCUUCAUGCCCUGCAGGGUCUCUACGAAGCCGCCCUCGAUUCCGCGUCUCCGUCCAACUCUACGUCUGCUUCGUUCUCCUCUUCUUCUCUUCGUCCUCCUUCGGCUUGUUCUUCGGCUUCUCCUCCUGCGUUGGUGGACAACUUCGAAACGAGCGUCGGAGGUGCACUGGCGGUCUGCGGAGGUGAUCCGUCUUGCUGCAACGACGCCCUCGUCGCUCUGCUUCUCCAGAUCGCAUGCAGCUUUCGACCGCAGGCGAUCCGUCGCUGUCUAGCGCCCUCGAUGGUCUUCGCGGCGACGGUCGCCGCAUGCACUCGACCGGGCAAUUGGCGAAAGACCGAGCUGCGGAGCUGUGCCCUUCGUUUGCUGACUCGUGGCGUCUCCUGCGCUCUCGACGCCUGGCGCGUAGCUGCGCACCGGGCUCUCCAGGCUGUCUCUAACGCCGGCAGGGAACAGCGAAGAUCGCCCCCGCUGUGCCGACAGGCGAAGGAAGGCGCCGCUGGAGACGCGCGUUUGACCCAUUUGGAUGACUGGGAAGUCCACCUCGACAGCCGUCAAGAGAGCGCGCGACAGCUCGUCUCUGCACAGGCUGACCUCCAAAUCCGGCGUCUCGCACAACCGCUGAUCCUCGCCUUGCGGCUCUCUCGACACCUGGCGGACGACCCAGGGACGGACAACGCUUGGGUGUACGUACACCUGGCGCAGGCGCAGCUCCGCUUUCUCCUCGACGCAGGCGUCUUUCGGCAUCCGUGGGGAAAGAUGCUCGAGCUGAUUGCGGCGGGGAGAGUCGAGGAAGGUGCGCGCCUGAUGCGAAGCCUCUACGCAGGGCCAGAGCGGCGGUCGUUUGCAUGCGAAAUCCCGCGAGACGCGGGAGACGAGGCAAGAGAAGGUGCGGGCCUGGGAGACAGAGUUCGCAAAGACGCGGAUGAUGAGCGCGUCUUCCGCCUGUUGUCUGAAGGCCUGAAAGAAGGCGAAGGAUGGCAGCACCCGGAUGCAGACAAAGAAACGGAAGAAGACGAACAAGGGUGGCUCCUCACGGAACUGCAUGUGACGGCGCUUCAGCGGCUAGCAAGAUGGGACGAUAUCUUCGACUUGUACACCUCGAAGGCUGUAUCCACGUUGCAGGGUCGGAGCGGAGACCUGGAGAGUCCGGCCGUCUCUGCGUCGCCUCGCGCGUCUGCUUCUUCUCCUGCGCGGCGCGGCAGUCUCGAGACCGACGGCUGGUCGGCGCGAAAGAUCCAGACCAGACGCGAGCGGGAGGAAGACAUCUCUACUCCGUUUCCGUCGCUUUCUCCACAGGGGGCUGUGCAUCUCCUUCAAGUCGCCGACGGAGCUCCGGUGCGAGCUGCGCUCUUCCUCUCUCUGUUGCAGAGCCGGGGAGAGGCCUCGCGUUGCCUCGACGAUCUCUCCAGUCUCCUCUUGACCAUGCCCGAGGAGCCCGCAGACACACUGUCUUCUCCCGCGUUCGUCGGCUUCGACUUCUAUCCUUCCUUGGCCAGCCUUUCUCUUCUUCAAUCGCCUCGUCUUCUUCUUCUCUUGGCGUUUCACCUUCUCCACCGGCGGUCCGAGAUUCCUCCGGCCUGUCGUCUGUGUCUCUCUGAGGUGCUUCCCUCUUCCCUUCUGUCUCGCCUCGCCGACAGUCUCCCAGUCUCUUCUUCGUCAUCUGUCUCCUCGGCCUUUUUCGGCUUUCUUCGCUUGUGGCGCGUCACCGAGGAGACGCCUCUCGCGUUGGCCUCGAUUGCGAACUCGCCGUUUCCUUCGCCUGGAGGUUUCUCCCUGACUGAGAGAACACAGUUCGGUUCUCCACGCGUCCCUGCAGCUGCCCUUCCUCCCCUCGCCCACUGUCUCUCCAGCAUCUUCUCCCUCGACCCAAAGUCUUCGAUGCCAGUGCGGCCUUCGCCGUUGUCGCGACUUCUUUCUCUCCCGUUGAGGCCGGGGCCGAAGGCCGAGGAGAAUUCUCUCGCAGAUCUGUACGACAGCGCGUUGCGCGUCUUCGCGACUCUCGAGGCGAUUCGCACCUGGGAGAGAGCCUGGGAGAGGGAGCUCAGGUGUACAGACACCCGAGGCGUUGGAAGGUCAAAACGGGAGGGGGUAGACAAGAGAGGCGAGAGACACUCUCGCUCAGCUACGAGGGAGCCGCGAGGCGCGGGAGAGUCACCGGAAAGGAAACGAGACUUGAAAGAGAGAGGCGCAGCUUGCUGUGAACAGACCUUUGCUCUGCUUUCUUCGUGUACGACCUUCCUCACAGCAUGCGCAGCGACGGCGACGGCGCGGCGACUCGCGUGGGGAGGCUUUCCGGAGGCCAGCAGCGCAGUGAUGAAAGUCAGCCUGGAGAAGGAGAGAGAGAGACAGAGAACGAUUCGCAGUGCGAUUUCCAAAGGAGACGCAGAGCCGCAGCGGACAGCGGACGACUCUGCCAACCUCCUCCUCGCGUCGUCUUGCUGGCAUGAUCCGGACGCCUUUGAGACGAUCAUUGAGAUGAAGCUGCAGGAAGUGGAGGCGACGAGAGACCUUCGGAAGACGGAGCAUAUUGUUCGCCUCUGUCGCACAGAGCUCGACCGCGACCGGCCGAGCGAAGGCGAGGGAGACGCAAGGAACGUUCUGAGUUUUCUUCUCCCAACUUCACAGCGAGAGGCCUGGGAAGCUGAACGAAAGAUUCGCAUCCACAGGCUGCUGGUGCGUUCCAGAGAACUCGCCUUUUCGUUCGAAGCAAGCGCGCGGGUCUGCCGCAGCCAGGGGGACGCGGAACCGAGAGCCGCCUGCCGCCUCCCUUCGUCUGUCUGGACAUCGUGCUGGCAGGAAUCACUGAGCUUCCUGCAGAGAGUCAGGACCGCUGCAGGCGCAGAAGGCGGAGGAGCGGGCAAGAGACGAACGAAGGAAUCCGAGAAAAGAGAGGGAGAAAACAACGAGCUGCGGACAGAGACAGAGGAGGGCCGAGUGGUGAGGCAGAAGCGAAAAUGCGAUCAAGAGAGACGAGGGCGCGACGCCGAAAGACGAGGCAUGACGUUGAGUGACGCGGCUUCAGACUUGAAGAGUAUCGACGGACAGAGAAACAACGAAGACGGAUGCGCUGAAGGUCUCUGCUUCUCGGACUGGGGGUUGCAGAGCAACUCCCUCAUUCAGUUGGAAAAGGUGCAGGCAGCCUACUGGGAGGUCGCUCGCGUAGCUCAAGUUCUCCUCACCUGGCGCCAGAGAGACGCGGACGAUCGAGAAAGAAACGAGCUUCGGCAACUCGCCGAACAGCGACACAGGGAAAACGAAGGAAUCGGAACUCAAAGAUCCCCCAGCGAAAGCGACACCCCACAGGACGAUGCAGAUCUUUGGAGACAUGUGGAAGAGGACUUUUGCUUUGCGAUUCUCCAGCUUUUACAGGAAGACGAGUCCACCUCCCGCUUUGCUCGCAAGGCCCAGAGUGCACUUCCAGCUGUUCUGCUCCUCCUUGCGCGAGCCUCGCAGCCAGUCGCCUCGCCUCUGUCUCCUCGAUUCUCUCGGUCGCCGCCGGCGCGUCUCUCUCGCGGAUCUUCACAAGCUCGCGGGCAGCGAGAAGCGAAACGAAGGCGCACAGAGUCCGGCGCAGACAGCCGAGAGAACGACGGCGCCCAGGCGGAAGAAGAAAGACAACCAAAAGAAACUGGCAAUGGUGCAAGAGAGAGAGAAGCGAGAGGAGAACCAGAAGCAGAAGGAGAGACAGGAGAGCGAGUUCAAGGGGGAGACGAAGGCCGAGGACGAGAGAACAAAGAAGGAGAAGAGCGAGAAGAGAGAGGAGAGACUGAGGCGAAAUUCGAGAGCGGACCAGAGGGGGACUCGGAGAUGGAGAAGACUCGAGAGAGACAUGUGAACAGAUUUUUCUCCACAUGUCGCCGUUUGCUUUCGCGAAUCCCCUGCCGCAAGCUUCUUGAUGUUCUGGAGCCUGCCCUCGCUUUCCUCGCAACGGACCAAAAUGGACUUUUCAGAGAGUGUCUCUUUCCCGUCCUGAGGAAAGCUGCAUGCGACUUUCCCCAAGCCGUCGUGUAUCCCUUGAUGGUCGCUGUCGAGGCUCAGGAACUUCGCUUCAGAGCUUCUUUCUCGUCUUCUUCUCAUCUGUCGGCUGCUGCUUCGUCCUCCGCUUCUUCAUCGGGUGCAUACCUUUCGCUUCGGAAUAACGAGCUGCGGAAGGGUGCCUUUUGCUUGUCUCUUCUUCUCUCGGAGGCGACGACGCGCGCUCCUCUAGCGUCGCCGUUUGCUGCAGCAGUUGAGCUCCUUCAGCAACCUGGGAGGCGGGCCGAGAAGCGGCUUCUGCUCCCCCUGUUUUCUCUCCUCGAACGCGAGGUCACCCGCGCAAGGCGAGGCUGCGCUCAGACUCAUGCGGAUGCAGAAGACGAAAGAGAAGAGGAAAGAGACGAGGAAAGAGGAGAGGAAAGAGAAGAGGAAAGAGACGAGGAAAGAGAAGAGGAAAGAGGAGAGGAAGCAGGUGAAGCAAUGGAGAGAAGGGAGAAACGACGGGAGAAGAAGAAGGUCAGACGGCGCGCCCGCUAUGACGAGGAAUUCCUGGCAAAAGCGAUGGCCUCGGAACGAAGUGCCUCUCCGACGGCGGUCUCAGAGCUUCGCAGGCUCUGGAGACAGGCGACGGACGAGGCAAUUCUCUUCGAGCGACACCUAGUCCUCGGCGACCGCGUCGGAACUCUCCACUCACUCUUUGCCCGAAAAAUGAAAAAUGCGAUUCUGCGCCUCCUCGACUGUCCUCAUCAGGACGCUUCUCACUCCACCUCCGCUUCCUUUUCUUCAUCCUCUUCCUUGGCACUCUCAUCAGCAGCCCGGUUCUCUGCAGACGCGUUUUUUGAGUUUUCAAUUGCACAGCUGUCGCGCUUUUCCCUCGCGCAGCUCCUUCGCUUCUUUGUGCGUUUGCAGGAGGCAGUGGACGACGCGCAGGCUGCCGUUGCGUCUCUGCUUUCAAGAGGCGAACGUCGCGCAGACGCUGGGAGUUCAGAGACGCUCCGCGACCUCUGCACCUGGCUAGAAGAGUUCGACGGAACCUGCCUGCCACUAUGUGCUCUCUCUUCUUCUGCCUCGGCUUCACCUCUUUCUUCUUCUUCUUCUCCAAGGCUCUCUUCUUCUCGGUUCGCGCUGGCGGUGCCGAGGCAACAUGCAUGCGCAGGCGAGCCUCCACUUGAGGAGAAUGUCUCCAUCAUCAGUUUCUUCCCCAACGUCUUCGUCUUCCCUUCCAAGCAAAGUCCCUGUCGUCUUUCGCUCCUCGGGAGCAACGGCAAAACGUUUUCUUUUUUGUGCAAAAGUGGAGAAGACUUGAGGAUCGACCUCAGAAUCCAGUCGCUUCUUCGCGCCGUCAAACUCCAGGCGCUCUCUGCAGACCUCACAUCAGACCUCGCUUCCCCUCCCGCAGUGUUGCCCACAUCGCCUGCUUUCCCGCCCUCUCCUUCGUCUCCAGAUUCGCUCUCUGCCUCUUCUUCGUUUUCCUUUUCCUCUUUACCCUCUCUUUUCUCCCCGAGAACAGCCUCGCCGUUUGCGCGUCUCCGCACCUACAGCGUCGUCUGUCUCUCGGUGCAGCACGGUCUGGUUGAGUGGCUCUCUCACACCCGUCCUCUGAAGCAGGUGAUUGAAGGUUUCUCCUCGUCUUUUCUCUCUCGAGAAGAAAGGCAGACGACACAACUGCGGCCGACGCGCUCGCCUCCUUCGCUCGAACGCUCCGCCGCCGCCCGACGCUUCCGCGCCUUCCUCCGUCUCCUUGCGCGCACUGCUGGAGCAGUCGGAGGUGAAGGCGACAGACGAAACGCAGAGGCCGCCAGCGCGAACCUGAGGCGAGACGGAGGCGAAAUGCGAACGGCAGAGCGAAGCGGUGAACACUGCCCAGAGACAAAAGAACGCACGGAGACGGGGAGAGAGGCUGAGGCGCUGGAGACGGAAGGAGGAACAGCAACGCGUCACUGCGGUGGAGAGCCGGAACAAGAGGGAGGACGCGAGACAGAAACUACUGUGAGAAGAGAGAAAUGGAAGCGACCUGGGUCGGAGGAGACACCUCGAGAGACAGCGACGCUUUCAGCGAGCGACGCAGACGUCAAAACGCUCUGCGAGGCGCCGAAACCGACUGCAGAAACAAAACAUGCGAAGGACGCUGCAUGCGCCCCUCCGUCCAAUCGCGGCAAUUCGAAAGACCGCGCACCGUUCGCAAACAGGAAAAGCUCAGAAACGUCCUUGGACGCCGCGCCGAUCGCCCAACUCUGGGCUGAGGUGUACAGACAGCCGGCCUCGGUCAUCGAGGCGGUCUUUCUCGACUGCGUCCGACUCGCCGACGGAGCUGCGCCUGGGUAUCGAGACAGCUGGGAGCCGCACCCGGUCGCGUCUGCGGUAGAGGCGAGUUUCUGCAGACUCGUUCCGCCGAUACAAGCGCUGACGUCGUGUCUCGCUGAGCUCGCAGAAUCGGCUUCCAAGUUUUUUAUUCUUCGCCGAAUAUUCGCUACGAGCCUCGCAGCCGGAAGCGCCGCGGGAUACGUCCUCGGUGUCGGCGAUCGUCAUCUGGAAAACUGGCUCCUGGACUUUAGCCGUGGAGAAGUGGUCCAGAUAGACUUCGGCUACGCGUUCGACUCUUCAGUUACGGAGCUUCCAGUUCCCGAACUCGCGCCGUUCCGCCUGUCGCCGGCACUGCUGCAUGCAGUUGCGCCGCCGGGGGCCUCCUCGUACGUUUUCAACUUUCUUUCUUCUCGACCUUCCGGAGACAACGAACAGCCAAGACUCGCCUCGCUCAACGCAUGCGUCAAAGGCGCAACCGGUGAGUUCGGCGCAGCUCUGGUGCAGGCGCUUGCCGAACUCCGACAAGCUCCGUUCGUCCUUGAGGCCCUCGGCGACGUUCUCGUCAGAGAUCCCCUUCUCCAGUGGCACCAGGAGGCAGCGUCGCGUUCUUCUAAGUGGCGCGGCCCUCCGGAAAAACGAGCACCGUCUCCUUCUUCUCCCUGUAGUGAGCGCGCGCCGAAGCUCGCGGGAGAAACCGCAGAGUGGACGCAUGCGGUGGAAGCUGGAAGAGCCGUGAAGGAGCCGAGCGGUGUCCAGGCAGAGCGGUCGACACAAGAGAACGACGAGAGAGAGGAAGCCCAGGCAGGCGCAGAACUCGGUGAGUGUCCUGUCGAUCCAUGUUGUGUCUCUCGCUCGGCCGCAGCGCAACGCGGAUCAGAGAAAGCGGAGCAGGUUGACGCCGCGUCUGCCGUUUCCUCUGACUCUCGAGACUCGUUCAAAGCGACGAGCAUCCUUUCGCGAGCCGCUGGUCGGACGGGGAGGCUCCUCAAGGACGCGGGAAAUGCCUCAGAAGACAGCGCGGACAGUCCAACUUGUCUCGGCGCGAGUCGAAGCGAUGCCGAGCCAGGAGCUGCGCAUGCAACGAAUGCUCUGAGGCUCCUGUUCGAGGCGACGGACGGGUCUCCCCAUGGAAGAGACAGCGAGGAGCCUGCAGGCGACCGCGGCAGGUCAGGAAGAAAACGACGUUUGGGAGGCGACGCGAAAGAAGAAGGCGGACGGACAGGCAGGGCAGGAGGGUCGCCCCAGGGGAUAGAAGCAGACGCGAAAGAGCCAAGUUCGCUCCGUGGCGUCUGUGCAACGGAUCUGGAAGCGCGGAGGAGUCUAGGCGAGAACCCAGAGGAAGGAGACUCCGAUGCGCAAGCAGUGGAGACGGCCGCGAGACGCAGAGUGCGGACGAUGAGCAGGAAACUGCGAGGAGAACAUCCCUGUGAGAUUCUUCGUGACCUUCUGAAGACACACGUUCAUGUGUAUGUACGCGCAGGAGUUGCAGACCGCGACUCGCCACUUUCCGGCAUUUUGUCGGGGGGGUCGCCGCUUCGGCCUCGCUUUUUUCUGCCUUUUCCUCCACUCCCGGAGCCCCCAGGAGCGGCGGAGGUCGCCGCGCGUCGCAGGCGAUGGCCUCUCCACGGAGGGUCGACCGGAGAAGAACCUGAAGCGCUGCGGGGCAGGCACUGCGCGGAGCGAACGGAGGAAAGGAACGAGGAGACGGCGAGGAAAGACGCAGUACAUAAGCGCUGUCUCACUCCGGAAGAACAAGCCCUGUGUCUCCUGGAUCUCGCCGUAGAUCCAAAUGUGCUCGGCCGUGCGUGGCUAGGAGCCCUUCCUUUCGUCUAAGGAAUUUGUCGCCUUUCUAGUUCGAGCUUUCUGUCUGCGCGAGGCUUUCGUUGUCUCUCCUCGCUCCUUUCAUUCGAAGUCUCCCUUCUGUGCACCUUGGGAAAUGGGUGAAUCUCCAGAGGACCCUCGCUCUGUCCGCCAGCUCUCGGCGCUCCUGAGAGGUUCGCUCUUGGGCUCUUGACACGGUCUUCUGCGGCCGUCGGUUCGCGGAACUCGAGUUCAUCCGGAUCGCUGAGUUUCGCGUCUUGGACGGUCACAGUCGUUUUUUUCUUCGCCU
This is a messenger RNA of Toxoplasma gondii ME49, 26896 nucleotides long. Its product is annotated as phosphatidylinositol 3- and 4-kinase. The record is from RefSeq and is a predicted model, not a curated record. Bases 1 to 26619 code for a protein of 8872 amino acids. Gene Ontology annotation, biological process: telomere maintenance; double-strand break repair. Gene Ontology annotation, cellular component: nucleus. Lineage: Eukaryota; Apicomplexa; Conoidasida; Eucoccidiorida; Sarcocystidae. The transcript is spliced from 23 exons. Gene Ontology annotation, molecular function: protein serine/threonine kinase activity.